AUGAACCACAUGGUCCUUGGGAAAUUGUUCACACUCGGAACGGAAGUCGAGUCCAUAGCCACCCUCCGUCUGCAGACGCAAGAGUGCACGCGUGUCAUCGCCAGCGCGCUGCCGCUAGUGAAGUCGUUCUCAGCUCUAGCAGCUUGGCCCAAGCUUUGGUGGAAGCGCAUACUGCUGCUGGUGUGUCUGUAG
Phytophthora nicotianae INRA-310 is the source of this 192-nucleotide messenger RNA. RefSeq lists its product as hypothetical. The transcript has a single exon. NCBI's taxonomy places the organism in Eukaryota, Oomycota, Peronosporomycetes, Peronosporales, Peronosporaceae. The coding region runs from base 1 to 192 and encodes 63 amino acids. The record is from RefSeq and is a predicted model, not a curated record.